Messenger RNA from Bipolaris maydis ATCC 48331, 1872 nucleotides. RefSeq lists its product as uncharacterized. Lineage: Eukaryota; Fungi; Ascomycota; Dothideomycetes; Pleosporales; Pleosporaceae. The record is from RefSeq and is a predicted model, not a curated record. Gene Ontology annotation, cellular component: ESCRT-0 complex. Gene Ontology annotation, biological process: protein transport to vacuole involved in ubiquitin-dependent protein catabolic process via the multivesicular body sorting pathway. Gene Ontology annotation, molecular function: ubiquitin binding; phosphatidylinositol binding.
AUGUUUCGCGGACAGUCGAACAUCUUCGAUGAUGUCGUGGUCAAGGCUACAGACGAGAACCUCACGAGUGAGAACUGGGAAUACAUUCUGGAUGUAUGCGACAAGGUCGGGUCUUCCGACACAGGCGCCAAAGAUGCGGUUGCUGCAAUGAUCAGGCGGCUAGCCCACCGGAACGCCAACGUACAACUAUAUACCCUUGAGCUUGCGAAUGCCCUGAGCCAGAACUGUGGAGCCCAGAUGCACAAAGAGCUUGCUUCACGAAGCUUCACCGAGGCGCUGCUGAGGCUCGCAAACGAUCGCAACACACACCAGCAAGUCAAGGCCAAGAUUCUGGAGCGCAUGGCAGAAUGGACCGAAAUGUUUUCCCGUGACCCAGAUCUCGGUAUCAUGUCAAGCGCAUAUAUGAGGCUAAAGUCACAGAAUCCCAACCUCCGCGCACCCUCGAAGCCACAAAAGACACAGAUUUCGGAUGCCGAGCGCCAGAAGGAGGAGGAGGAACUACAGAUGGCUCUAGCUAUGUCGAUAAGAGAGUCCAAAGGCGCCGCUCCAACGGCUGCCAGUUCCAACAAUCCUCAGCAAAGCGGAUCUGGAUCUAGCGCCCAGCGAGAACAACCAGCGCAGCCUGUGCCUCAAGGUACAACCGCCGCGACUGUAUCCCGAGUACGGGCACUUUUCGAUUUCCAACCAUCAGAACCCGGUGAACUCCAGUUCCGCAAGGGCGACAUCAUCGCUGUGCUCGAAUCGGUAUACAAGGACUGGUGGAAGGGAUCGCUACGUGGCCAAACUGGUAUUUUCCCGCUCAACUACGUGGAGAAGUUGCAAGAUCCGACGCGCGAGGAACUUGAACGGGAGGCGCAGAAUGAGGCCGAGGUGUUUGCGCAGAUAAGGAAUGUUGAAAAGCUGCUUGCCCUCUUGAGCACCAGCUCGCAACCUGGUGGUGGUGAUGCACGGGAUAAUGAGGAGAUUACAGAACUCUAUCACUCGACCCUGGCUAUCCGGCCAAAGUUGAUUGAGCUCAUUGGCAAGUACUCUCAGAAGAAAGAUGACUUUACACAGUUGAAUGAAAAGUUCAUAAAGGCUCGUCGAGACUACGAAUCAAUGCUAGAGGCAUCCAUGUCGCAGCCACAACAACCCCCAUACGGUGGUCGUCCUGCUUAUGGCGCAUACAAUGCCCCUCCUCCCUCGAAUUAUCCGGCGUACCCACCAACAUCCUCUACACCGCACCAAGAUCCAGGCCGUUUCAACUAUGGCGGGCCACCUCCUGCACAACAUGCACCCCCAUCCCAGGCCCCACCAGCAGGUGCAAGUCCCGCCUUCUUCAUGGUGCCUCCUGGAGAGCAACGGACGCAGCAAACCCCGCAACCGGGACUACCAUCUGACCCUUACUCACUACCACCAGGCAGAGUGCCCGUUGGCGGCCGACCACUAAGCUACGGACCUCAGGAAUUGUCGACAGCGCAUUACGAUUCACCUGUAGACAACCGACACUCUUUCCACGGCCCUAGCCAGCCUCAAGGUCCUUCAGCACCCCAAGGAUACGACUAUCCGCCUGUACAGCAAGGAAACGGUUAUCCUCCACAACAAGGCCCUCCACAAGGCCAGCAGAAUCCUUAUGAGCAACUGACGUCGCCACCUCCACAGGGACCGCCACAGGGGCCGCCACAUGAUCAACAUGCGCCGGAAUCACAUGCACAGCAGCCACCUCAGCAAGGACAUGGUUAUCCACCCGCACAGCCCGGAUACGCCCCGCCAGCCCCACCAGGAACUGCUUCUAGUCCUGCGCCACAAGGGUACCUUCCAUAUCGACCAGGAGGGCAAGUGCCGAGUGCACCACCUGUAGGAGGAGACGAUGCCUCAGGCUUUUACCGAUAG